UGACAUGACGCUCACAGCGAAAACCCUCAUUGGUCUUUAUCAGUUUCAACCUGGUCCAAACCUGAUUGUGACUAAUGUUUAAAGAGGCGGUUAGUGAUUAACCGGGCAGGAUCGGGAUCGCUGCAGCAGCUGCAGGCAGCCCCACAGACAGGCACAGACCCAGCUCCGCUCUGACCGCCUCACCAUGCACUCUGUCCGCGUCUGGAGACGCGCGUCCAGCAGCCUGUGCAGGGCGCAGCGCUUGGCAGCGCGGAGACGAAGCGUGAGCCACACGGCCGCUGCCAGGCCGGACCUCAGCGGCAUUUAUCCGCCUAUUGCCACUCCGUUCACCGCCAAGCAGGACGUGGACUACCAGAAGUUGGAGGAAAACCUGCGGAAAUAUGCCGCGAUACCUUUUAAAGGUCUGGUGGUUCAGGGCUCCAACGGCGAGUAUCCCUACCUGACAGAGGAGGAGCGCGUGGAGGUGGUGAAGGUAGUCAGACGAUCCCUACCACAGGGAAAACUGCUCAUGGCCGGAUCAGGCUGUGAAUCCACCAGAGCCACGAUCCAGCUCACAGAGAAGAUGGCGGCAGCCGGAGCGGACGCAGUUCUUGUGGUAAACCCAUGUUUCUACAAGGGCAAGAUGGACAGCCGCGCUCUGAUUCAUCACUUCACAGAGGUGGCAGACAGCAGCCCAGUGCCAGUGGUUCUGUACAGCGUGCCAGCAAACACAGGCCUGGAGCUGCCAAUUGAUGCUGUGGUGGAGCUCUCUCAGCACCCAAACAUCCUGGGCCUCAAAGACAGCGGAGGAGAUAUCACACGGAUCGGUCUGAUUGUUCACAAAACCAAGGCGCAGGAUUUCCAGGUUUUAGCGGGCUCAGCGGGGUUUCUGAUGGCUGCCUAUUGUGUUGGUGCUGUUGGCGGAGUGUGUGCGCUGGCUAACGUUCUGGGCCAGGAGCUGUGUGAACUGGAGCGUCUGUGUAAGUCUGGGUGUUGGGAGGAAGCCAGAGUCCUGCAGCAGCGGCUCAUCGAACCCAAUGCAGCCGUGACCAGAAAAUUGGGAGUUCCUGCCCUCAAGCAGGCGAUGGAGUGGUUUGGUUACCACGGCGGCACCUGCCGUUCUCCUUUACAGCCACUUACAGAGGCAGAGGCUCAGCAGCUGAGACGGGACUUCUCCACCAACGGAUGGCUGUGAAGGGUAGUGUGCAUGGGGGUGUGUACAAGUAGUUUAUCCAUCAGGACACGUCUUGCUUAGAGCUGAAACAGCAGUUAAUAAAAUUUGCUCAUGGAAAUGGAA
Molecule: messenger RNA, 1276 nt
Organism: Fundulus heteroclitus (mummichog)
Lineage: Eukaryota; Metazoa; Chordata; Actinopteri; Cyprinodontiformes; Fundulidae
Gene: hoga1
Product: 4-hydroxy-2-oxoglutarate aldolase 1
Exons: 7
Coding region: 185-1174 (329 amino acids)
Biological process (GO): N-acetylneuraminate catabolic process
Molecular function (GO): 4-hydroxy-tetrahydrodipicolinate synthase activity; N-acetylneuraminate lyase activity
Source: RefSeq, a predicted model, not a curated record